AAUAAAGGUCUGGCUCUCCGGUUGCAUAUUGUUGGACACGGAACUCCGGAUGAACGUAGACACUGGCAGCGAGAGCCGGUUUAACUUUACUUAGACAAGACAACACGGGACUGUGCUUGUCCUCUCGCUGAGCAGGUUCAAUGGACGUCCUAAUCCUCCAUAGCGGAUAGGUGAAGGGGUGUGUGUGCAUGUGGCCACAGGUGGCGCAACAGGACCAUGGAGCCUGAUGUCAUCCGUCUGUACUCUUCCUCUCCGCCUCCACUGGAUGCGGCUGGAGAGGAAGAAGAGGAGGAUGAGUUUGGUGAGUUCGGGGGUUUCGAUGGUGGAGGGGUGUCAACCAGUUUCAGCUUCUCAGAGCUUGACACGCCCACAACAUUCAACCAGUCAAACGCACUGGAGGACUCCCCACCUGACCUGUACAUCAAAUCCGUGCAGAAUGUCACUGUUUCGGGGAGUGGAUGGGAUAAUGAUAAUAAAAUGGAAGGAGAAUCAAUCCACAAUGUUGAGAAAACAGAGAAGGAAUCGUCUGACAUCCUCACAGAUGGCAUUGAAUCCUCUGACCUACAGAUGGAGAUCUCCGUCGAAUAUGGUCAGAAAUCUCACUCAAUAAUUCCUGAUGUCCAAAAGAGCUGUAUGGGUGAUGGACACGGCCUCAGUAACGGCUACAGUGUGUCUUGUGCAAAUUCAGAGCAGGACAGUGCUCUUUCCACCUGCUUACACAGCACAGACACCGAGGAACACUCUGGACUAGACGUAAACAUAGCUGAUGUGUUUGACAGAAAGCAGUUAAUUAACCAAACGGACAACCUGCCAGACUCAAACGGUCAGUCAUUGCAUGAAGAAGAAUCUGAACCUGGAGAGACGGAAACGAGACUGGAGUUAUCUGGUGACUCCCAGUCAUUUACUACCAGUAGACAUGCAAAGGAGGCUGAAGGUGAGCAGGAUCAAAUAGAGAACUUUGUUGUUUGUGGUGACGCAGGCUGUCUAGACAGGUCAGAGGACUCUGUUGACAUAGCCGAAACAGAGAAGGACCCCUCAAAGGAUGUGGAUCUAAUCUCUGACACACAGCUGAGCAGAGACACAAGGGAAAUUCAUGGAUCAUCUGUAAAGGCAGGGGUGGAAGUAAAUGAGGAAGUUGAGACAAACAUAGACCCCACAGCUGAUGAGGAUUUUGGAGAUUUCAGAGAUGCAACUCAGGGUUUUGCAGACUUCAGCCGAACUGAAUCUAUAACCCAGGACGGAUUUCCUGAAUUUGUCACAGCGAUGUCCAGGUGCUCCACGGAUGAUGAGUUUGAUGACAUGGACAGCCUGAAGGACUUCAAGGAUGACCUUGAGCUGGCUGAGGAAACAACGGACAAUGAAGUAGCUUUUUGUUCUGAGUUGCCUCCUAGUGACAGUUUUGCCGACUUCAGUUCAGCUCCGUUUGUAAGUGUGGCGGUGGGAGAGGAGGACAACUGGGCUGCGUUUGGACCACCUGAAGUCACUGAAGAGGGUCAAGGUUCAUGGGCCACAUUUGGGAUCGAACAGAGUACUUCCCUGGGUAAAGAAGUACAAGAUUUUGAGACUUCAGCAGCACCCUCUAGUGACAACCUCCAGAGUAGCACUGCUGAUUUCAGCUGCAAAACACAGCAUCUCUUCAGAACUGCCUUCCCUUCAGAGAUCCCUCCUGAGGUCAACGGGGUCACUGAGGUCUUGCCCCUCCACAAAUUCCUACAGGCUCAGGAUCUUCAGGAGCAAAGGGAUCCAAGCAGCUCUUUUGCACAGGAGAAUGCAUUGGCCAUGUGGCGCCACCUUCAGGACAUCCACGGCAGUCAUGGCCUUAAGUACAAGUGGGCUGGUUCGCAUAGCAACAGAAUACUUCUGGAUUGCCUAGGAAUCAGGAAUAUUUUGUUCACUGGAGAUAAGAAGCAGCCGGUGAUCGUGCCUAUGUUUGCUGCUGGACUGGGAAUGCUGGAACCCACCAAAGAGUCUCAAAAAUCGCCAGCCUCCCCUGCACUUUCCCUUUCUGAUCCUGUGGAGAGUGGAAAUAUUCUAUGCACUCAGGUGGCAUCCUCUUUGGCCAUUAGUACUGACGGUGUUGAUCCAGAGAUAUAUGAACUGACUACAGCUAAAAUGGAAAACAACGCCACUGGGCGCUACAUUGCAGAUGCAUUUACAAAACUCAUGGAGUCUAUGGAGAGAACCAGAACAACAGCCAGGAAGCCAGAAAAAGAUGAAAAGAUGAGCAAAGAAGCAGCAAAGGUGAUCUCUCUUCUCCCUGACCUAUCCUUCAUGCAGUCCAGGGUCCUAAUGUUCCCCUCCAUCCUAACUCCAGCAGCCAAUCACAUAUAACCGAACACGGCAUCAGCCAAUCACCUUCCAGCCUCAUCAUUCACUGGUUUUAUAGACAGCUCCAAAAACAAUUCAAGUCACCCUUUAUUCCAUAUUUAAUAUAACAAUUUAAUAUUUUAAAGGCUGCCUAUUUCUUCACUUCCUCAGUUGUUCAAUGUUUUUAACUGGAUUGAAUCAUACAGCUAUAUGUGAAAACAUCCCUGAUGAUUUUUUCUUUAGCAGUAAAGACACUUUAUCUGAUAUACACACAGUAUUUACAGUAUAUUCACCCUUUAUGUCUGAUACAUGACUAUGGUUUUAUUUUUGAGUGCUGUUUGUGAAAAUCUAAGUCCUUUUAAAUGGCACUUCUCACUCAGUGAGGUGAAAUGCAGAAUUGCACAUUUUACUACUUGAAACCAGAGUCUGUAAAUAAAAACUGAUCCCUGGUUACUUUAUAAAUACAAAUGUAUUAGUAUGUGCUUUUUUAUGUUAUUUGUCUGUAUUGUUUUAAAUAUCAUUCAGUUCAGUGCUUCCUUUAACUGAUUUAUAACUACCUUUUUUUUCUAACCAUCCUUAACUUUUUACUUCUAAUAGUUGUUUUAUUUAUUUGUUUUACCACAACUGACAAGCACACAAGAAAAGACUAUAUUAAUAAUGUGGUUUUGAUAAGGGAGGUUUUAUUAAGGGAGCUGCAUCUUUUUGCAUGUCUGCUUUUUUACUUGUUUGUUGUUUGUUUUAUUAAUAUGUCUUGUCACUGUAUUAUUUUAAGGUGAAGCUUAUGCACAAUCAGAUAUACUAUGAAUAUGACAGCAGUGCUAUAACGUCUUAAAGAAAAGAUGGUUUGCAGCUACUGUUCCUGUGGGAAAAAAUGUAUAAAGGAUGCUUUGUCUGUCUUAUGUUUUAAAUUGUAUUUUAAAGUUUAACAAUAAUAAUUAAAAAAGGCACAGAAUUUAGUCCUAUUUCUUUUUGGAUGGUUUACAGCAUUUAAGAUCUCUUCACAUACUGUGUGUGGCCUCUGUUUGUGUCUGAAACGUCUAGCUUCUCUGGUGAUUUGUUUAUCCGAAGGGAGCUGCUGUUUAUCUGUUUUCUGUUCUUUUCUCCUGUUUGUUCACAUUAGUGCUACUAGCUAUAUCAG
Molecule: messenger RNA, 3445 nt
Organism: Carassius gibelio (silver crucian carp)
Lineage: Eukaryota; Metazoa; Chordata; Actinopteri; Cypriniformes; Cyprinidae
Gene: aftphb
Product: aftiphilin b
Exons: 9
Coding region: 217-2331 (704 amino acids)
Biological process (GO): intracellular transport
Cellular component (GO): trans-Golgi network membrane; AP-1 adaptor complex
Molecular function (GO): clathrin binding
Source: RefSeq, a predicted model, not a curated record